Molecule: messenger RNA, 1477 nt
Organism: Capsicum annuum
Lineage: Eukaryota; Viridiplantae; Streptophyta; Magnoliopsida; Solanales; Solanaceae
Product: galactose mutarotase
Exons: 5
Coding region: 256-1332 (358 amino acids)
Biological process (GO): glucose metabolic process; beta-D-galactose catabolic process via UDP-galactose, Leloir pathway
Molecular function (GO): aldose 1-epimerase activity; carbohydrate binding
Source: RefSeq, a predicted model, not a curated record
UUUAUCGUCAACUCACUAGUCAGUUUCAGACUCUGACUAAUCAAAUUCGGGAGUUCACACUCAUUAUUGUCUAUUUUAACCGGAGCUAUCCUAUUCCCCGGCAGAUCAUUUGACAGACAAGUUGUCUUAUUGUUCACAUGCUUGUAAUAAUCAAAUCCCACAAAUAUAAUAAUGCCAAAUGAAUGGAGGUGUACUGUAAAUUCAAGGCUGUCAUUAAGACACUCUUAACAAGUCUACAAAACAGAGGAAUUGACUAUGUCUUCAAUGAUUAAUAAUUUGUUCAUCUGUUUGCUCUUCAUUUUUCCUCUAUUGGUUGCUGCUAGUGUUACAGGCAACAAGAUAGGAAUCUAUGAGUUAAAGAAAGGAGAUUUCUCUAUUAAGAUCACCAAUUAUGGUGCCACAAUCAUCUCCGUUCUUGUUCCUGAUAAGAAUGGUAAAGUAGGUGAUGUCGUUUUGGGAUAUGACACCAUCGAGGAAUACAUGAAUGGUACAAGUUAUUUUGGAGCCAGUCUUGGAAGGGUUGCUAACCGGAUUGGUGGUGCGCAAUUUACUCUUAAUGGAACCCAUUAUAAGCUUGUUCCCAAUGAAGGCAAAAACAUGUUGCAUGGUGGCCUUAAAGGAUUUAGCAAAGUUGUCUGGAAGGUGAAAAAGUUCGUGCAAGAUGGUCCCCGUCCUUGCAUAACUCUAACCUACUUCAGUGCUGACGGUGAAGAAGGAUUUCCUGGUGCUGUUCUUGCCUCUGUUACCUUUGCGUUGAAAGAUCCUUACAAACUUAGUGUGGUAUUUAAGGCAAAAGCUCUGAACAAGGCCACUCCAAUUAACCUAUCUCACCACCCUUACUGGAACAUUGGUGGACAUGACAGCGGCGAUAUCUUGUCCAACGUUCUUCAAAUCUUUGGAUCUCACAUCACCCUAGUUGAUAAAGAACUCAUUCCCACAGGGAAAAUUGCUCCCGUCAAGAACACACCCUAUGAUUUCCUGAAACCCCAUAAAGUGGGGAGCAGGAUCAACAAACUCCAAAAUGGAUAUGACAUCAACUAUGCGCUUGACAGCACUGCAAAAAUGAAACCUGUGGGGAUAGUUUAUGAUAAGAAGUCUGGAAGAGUGAUGGAUGUAAAGGCAUCUGCACCUGGUGUCCAAUUCUACACUUCAAAUUGGGAUAGAAGUAUGAAAGGGAAAGGUGGAUUCAUGUAUCAGCCUCAUGCGGCAUUGUCUUUGGAAACUCUAGUGUUCCCUGACGCUGUGAAUCACCCAAAUUUCCCCUCGUCAAUUGUGAAUCCAGGAGAGAGAUACGUGCACUCAGUGUUGUAUACGUUCUCCAUCAAAAAAUAGUGGGAGUGUUUAUGUUUAUUUGUUUCACCAUGGCUUGUGUCUUUUAUAUCUUCUACAUGAAUUGACAUUUCUGUCAAGGUUUUAUGUUCUUUGUGACUAAUUUAACACCCGACAUUUAAACUCAAUAAAGGAUAGUUUUGUUUUC